This is a messenger RNA of Rhagoletis zephyria (snowberry fruit fly), 1182 nucleotides long. RefSeq names its product neurogenic protein mastermind-like. The record is from RefSeq and is a predicted model, not a curated record. Lineage: Eukaryota; Metazoa; Arthropoda; Insecta; Diptera; Tephritidae.
UGACCACCGUCGAGCCGAACAUGUUCACCACAUGCAUCCCAGUGGGUGGCAAUUAUACUCCUGGUGCCGGUGCAGCCACAAGCGGCGCAUUCGCUCCCAACACACUGGCCAACUCGUCCAGUGACUCACUGUCCUCCGGAUUCGAGGCAGCCGGCUAUGCGGCCUACUCCACUGCGCUUAGCGUGACCAUCGCCAUCGGCUGCAGUCUGCUCAUCCUCAACGUGCUCAUUUUCGCCGGCGUCUACUAUCAGCGCGACAAGACGCGGCUGGAGGUGAAGACACUGCAAAAGCAAUACCAACAGCGUAGCAUGCACCAGCAGGUGCCCUACCCGCCAGACCCCAUCAAGCACGCACACUACCACAUGGGCCACUCACAGAGCGCCAAUGUGAUUGUCGACGUGGAAAAUCAUGGAGGCGAUCAGGGCGCCAUGCUGCUGGCUGCUGCUGCGGCGGCAGCUAACGCAGCUGAUGUUAAGCCACCGCCGCCGCAUAUUUGCGCCAAUAGUGGCAUGCAACUCAGCGCCACAUUGCAACAGCAACAGCAACAGGGUGGUGGUAGUAGUGUUGACCUAUGUGGCAUGUCGGCAGCCGCCAAGCAGCAGCAACAGCAACAAGGUGGUGGGAUUAUGGUCAGCGGGUCACCAGACGUGGCCGCUGGCCUGAUGGGAGGCAGCGGUGGCUGCAAUGUGACUUAUAGCACGACAACCAAGCAACAGCAACAGCAACAGCAGCAGCAACAACAUAUGCAACAACAUCAACAACAACAACAACAGCAACAGCAACAACAACAACAACGUGAGCACAUGCAGAUCAAAGGCAUGAGUUCACAAACAUUCGGGCGCGCUGCGACAAGCGUCGGCGGUGGUGGAGGUGGCGGCGUUGGAAAUGUUACCAUGACCAGCAAUCUCGCCUAUAAUCCCGGCAUGAUGACGCUGCCCAAAGCGGGCACAUUACAUCACACAAGCUCAAUAAACUACGGACGAAACCCAGGUGGGGGCGGCGGCGGCGGCGGCGUCGGAGUGGGUGGCAGUAGCGGCAAUGGUGGCGGUGGCAUGACCGCCGCGCUGCUCGACUCACGCGGCAAUUUAUUACUAACCAGUGGCACAGGUGUCGCCAUGGGCGAUUGCAUGACAUUGCCCAGGAAUCUGGCUGCUUCGGCUACUCGACACAGCGCAGCGGCAG